Messenger RNA from Trematosphaeria pertusa, 986 nucleotides. RefSeq lists its product as uncharacterized. The record is from RefSeq and is a predicted model, not a curated record. Bases 165 to 986 code for a protein of 273 amino acids. NCBI's taxonomy places the organism in Eukaryota, Fungi, Ascomycota, Dothideomycetes, Pleosporales, Trematosphaeriaceae. The transcript has a single exon.
CUCGACUCCUACAAGCGGACGACUCCUCUCUAAUCUACGCCUAACACCUCUUUCUCUCCGGGCAUCCCUACACCGUUCGGCGCUUUGUUCUUCUUCAAUCCUUUCCAUUCUUAGUCAUUUGUUCAUAUCGACGCGAUUUUUAACUGCAGUACCUUUGAUACGAGAUGUUCCACCUACCCGGGACAUGCACGCUACUCAUCCUGCCCGCGCUCGCGCUGUCGGCUCCCCAGCACGGCCACCAUCACUGGCGCGACACCCCGGAACCAUCGAGCGCUACACUACCACCACCAGCCGCUCAUGUUCAGGAACCUCCAUCUCCGAUCCUUAGCGCCCAAGCAACUGAAAAUGCCCCAGCCGCCGAGCCCCCGCGCUUUACCCCAACGCUCCAACCCCGCGACGAGCCCACUCCCCAAGCCCCGUCCGCGCUCCCCGAUGCCGCGCUCCCAAUAACCGCCGGACAAGUCACGCUCAAGAACUCCUGCCCCUACCCCGUCACCCUCGAGCAAGUCCCCGCCGAAGGCUACGAGCCCAUCUCCGGCGCCUCGCUCUCCCCCAAGGCGACCUGGAACCAGACGCUCGCGCCCUGCGUCUACGGCAACACAGCGCUCAAAGUAUACCGGCUCGACGCGCCCACCUCCUCCGGCAGCAAACCCAUGCAAUUCGAGUACGGCCGCAAGCAGGCGAAGGUCUGGUACAACAUGAGCUUCGUAGACUGCGCCGUCGGCACCCCCGCGGGCGGCAUCAACAUGAGCUCGUGCGCGGGCCAGGACGGCGGCCUCAAGAUCGGGAGUAUGCGCGGGUGUAGGAUUUUUAUGUGCGAACCGGGCGAUGUGUGCUGCUCGGAGGGGUAUUGCGAUAGUAAUGCGACGACGACGAAGGUCUCGCCGAAUGCGGGGUGUGGGCCCGACCAGGGGUAUAGCGAUCCGGAGCAGUUGGGCGUUGCGAUUGAGCUUUGUGCUGCGGAGGGGUGGGCGGCGGGGAGGUGA